GCGGCCCGCGGGCUCUUGCCGUUCGUUGGCUCAGCGGCGCGCGGAAGGGGCCUGCCGCGGGGGCCGGUCCCUGCAGCUCACCGCGCCGCCUCCAGCCCGGCCCCGGCCGCUCGCUGCCCAGUGAGCGCGACCAGGCUGCAGCCGCCGCGCGGCGGUGACGUGAGGAGCGGCGAGGCCCCAGCGCGCUGCGGGCCUGCUCAGUGCGCGCUGGGCCGGCGCGAUGGUGCCGGGGCCUGACGGCAGCGGCUCCGCGGGCUGCUUCCCCUCCCCGCCUCCUGCUUCUAGCUAAUGGGCGCCUGAGAGCCGGGACCCGCCCUGCGUGCGCAGGGCCGAGCCGCAUAUUGCCUUCAGGAAAUGGCCUCUUCUAAAUCUUUGCUGAAUCUUCUAACCUUCACAUUUGGAUCAACAAUAGGAUUUUUCACAUGUUACAUGCUAUUUAGCAUAGUGUUGGAAAAACAGGUUGAGAUCCAACCUAAUAUUCUUCACAAUGAUCCCCAUGGUGAACACUCAGAAGAAACUGGAAGUGAUCAGCUGGAAGGACAAAUGAACUUCAAUGCUGAUGCUGGGCAGCAUCAAGAUGAGAACAAAAAUAUUGCAGACGGACUGUAUCAGAAGGUGAAAAUACUUUGUUGGGUGAUGACUGGACCUCAGAAUCUAGAGAAAAAAGCCAAGCAUGUUAAGGCGACUUGGGCCCAGCGUUGCAAUAAAAUACUAUUUAUGAGCUCUGAGGAAAAUAAAGACUUUCCAACUGUGGGACUAGAAACCAAAGAAGGCAGGGACCAACUGUACUGGAAAACUAUUAAAGCCUUCCAGUAUGUACAUGACCAUUAUAUUGACGAUGCUGAUUGGUUUAUGAAAGCAGAUGAUGACACAUAUGUUAUACUGGACAACUUGAGAUGGCUUCUUUCAAAAUACAAUCCCGAACAACCAAUAUACUUUGGAAGAAGGUUUAAGCCUUAUGUGAAACAGGGCUACAUGAGUGGAGGAGCAGGAUAUGUACUGAGCAAAGAAGCUCUAAGGAGAUUUGUUAAUGCAUUUAAAACCAACAAAUGUUCUCAUAGCUCUUCUAUUGAAGACCUAGCACUCGGAAAAUGCAUGGAGAAUAUUAAUGUAGAAGCUGGAGAUUCAAGGGACACAAGUGGUAAAGAAACUUUUCAUCCCUUUGUGCCAGAACAUCACUUAAUCAGAGGAUAUCUACCUAGAACAUUUUGGUACUGGAAUUAUAAUUAUUAUCCUCCCAUAGAGGGUCCUGGAUGCUGCUCUGAUCUGGCAAUUUCAUUCCACUAUGUUGAUUCCACAACUAUGUACCAGUUGGAAUACUUGAUUUAUCAUCUCCGACCAUAUGGUUACCUAUACAGGUACAAUCCUGACUCACUCAAGAAUCUAGAAAAGCAAAUCAAAAGCAAAGCAAUGGAUGAUGCAGAAAGCUCCUGAAACUGAAUCAGACUUCUACUAAAUAAUAAGAUGUGGAACAACGCACUGAAAGAAGUAUCAUGGAGUGAAAAGCAACUACAUCUAGCUCAGACAGGACUCUGGAAUUGCUAGUAGUAAUUCAUUUGAAUUGUAAAAGUUCUGUGUUGAGGGUCUUCCUCUGUGACUGCAAACUACAGGCUUCAUUGUGCAGUUCUUAUUCGUGGGGAUAGUGGGACUUUUCACAUGUUAGGACUGCAGAACCAGGUCCUAAAGCUUUUAUGUGAUCUGUGAAAUCUGUUGAGGUGGCUUUGUUAGAAAUUCUUCAUGUUUAUAUUAUUGUAUUAAAACAAAUGGAUGGUGGUGAGGUUCAAGCACGAUUAUACAGUAUUUUCUAGUCAUUAUUUUUCUUUUUGCCCCAGUUCCCAUUAUUUUGGAUAAGUACUAAUGUUAGAAAUCCUGGGCUACAUAGGUUCAUCACUUUGAGAUGGUGAUGAUACCGGAGAAAUUUGACAUGAAGUAACUUGGCUGAAAAGAGAGAGAGAAAAAAGUCUUCAAAACCACUCCUGCCUUAAAAACAGACUUUAAAAUAUUUGGUGUAAUUAGUAAUGUUCUGCCUAUUUAAUGUCGAAACCUGAAUUACUUCCCAAAUGAAAUGAACUUGUUACUCUUGGCCUCAUCAUAAACUUCCCCCAAGAUACUACUAUCUGUUCCACAAAACCACCACCCAGUUGGCUUGUGCUAAUUGGCGAAAAGCCCAGGAAUAGCAAGGCAAUACAUCUUGGAGUAUGUUGAAGAUGUGUGGAAACUUGCAUACCUGCCCACUCUGUGCCUCUUGGUGUGUACUCCUUGCUUGAAUGGGCACAAAAUUCAUCCAAAAGCUUUUUAAUGUACACAUGAUAGAAAUAAACCCCUUAUAAGUGCAAUUUCCUCCCCUUGUAUUCAUUCUGUAAGCCAAAAAAUGUUUGUGUGAUAACACUACAGUCAUACAAUAAAUACUUGUUGUAGACAGCCAGGCAUUUAUGCACUAGCGUACAGUAAUUUCCAGAUUCACCCAGUGCUACUAUUCUCUACUGUGUUCUCUACUAUGAUUUUUUUGAAUGUUCCCUACAAAUUCAAUUUUAUUUGGCUGCAAUAUGUAGUUCCACCUCUCUCUGAGGGUUUUGUCUGGUUUAUAGUGUGGCUUUUUUCUCUGCCUUCAGUUUAAGAUUUUCAUGUGUCAUUUUAAAUGCUCUUUGUCUGUCUUGUGAAUGUGUUGCACAGUUAUUCAGGUAAGCCAACCUGAAUGCAAGGACGCUUUCAAAAAGUGCAUUUAUUUCAUCCACUAUGUGGCUAUGGGGAGUAGCUCUAUGCCUAAUUAUCUACAAAGGAUCCACUUGUUAUCUGUGAGACACAGAUUAUCAAUAUAUUAAAAUGCAAUCAGAGGUUACACCAACUAUAGAUUUUUGCUCUUGUGAUCAAUAUAGUAUAUACAUCAUUAACCCAAUUUUAUGUUCUGCCUAGCUUGACACAUUGGCUGUCUUUGGUCCUCAGUUUCACAAAAGCCUCUUUAUCACUUCUUUGCUGGUUUUCAUCUUCAUCAUAUUGGUGAGUUUGGCCAAAACUUUACUUCCCUUAGCCAGUGUUUUGAUGAGGUCAUAUUACUGGUUAUAAAUGGCUUUACUAAAAUGGUUACCACUGUU
Molecule: messenger RNA, 3092 nt
Organism: Terrapene triunguis (Three-toed box turtle)
Lineage: Eukaryota; Metazoa; Chordata; Testudines; Emydidae
Gene: C1GALT1
Product: core 1 synthase, glycoprotein-N-acetylgalactosamine 3-beta-galactosyltransferase 1
Exons: 4
Coding region: 355-1434 (359 amino acids)
Cellular component (GO): membrane
Molecular function (GO): N-acetylgalactosaminide beta-1,3-galactosyltransferase activity
Source: RefSeq, a predicted model, not a curated record